Spea bombifrons (plains spadefoot toad) is the source of this 1673-nucleotide messenger RNA. It is a transcript of the gene ALDH3B1, whose product is annotated as aldehyde dehydrogenase 3 family member B1. The transcript has 10 exons. Gene Ontology annotation, cellular component: cytoplasm. The record is from RefSeq and is a predicted model, not a curated record. NCBI's taxonomy places the organism in Eukaryota, Metazoa, Chordata, Amphibia, Anura, Pelobatidae. Gene Ontology annotation, molecular function: aldehyde dehydrogenase (NAD+) activity. Bases 159 to 1568 code for a protein of 469 amino acids. Gene Ontology annotation, biological process: aldehyde metabolic process.
CUGCAGGGAGGCGCUGGCCCUUCGCCAGGCUGUGUUCUUCCUCCCCGUUACGUCUUCCUGUAAAUAGGAUUCUCUCCCCUCCCAGCUGUGUGAGAAGCAGCAGCGCAGAGCGAGGUACGGACACAACGCAACACAAUUCACAGCAAGACAGGGCAAGAAUGACUUCUUACAGCGACACGGUAAACCUUCUUCGGGAGAGCUUCAUGUCAGGAAAGACGCGGACGGAGCAGUUCAGACGUUCCCAGCUGGAGGCUCUGGGGAAGCUUAUAGAGGAGAACACGGCCGAGAUCUAUGAGAGUCUUAAGAAGGAUCUUCGCAAGCCCCAGUUUGAAGCAGAGAUCUCUGAGCUGAGCUUAAUAAGAAGUGAAAUAAAUUUGGCCAUAAACAAUCUGAAUUCCUGGAUGAAAGAUGAACACGUGUCCAAAAACAUCGCCACCUCUUUUGACUCAGCCUUUAUCCGCAAAGAUCCGUUUGGUGUGGUCCUUAUCAUAUCCCCCUGGAAUUACCCUGUUCAAUUAGCCCUCAUCCCACUGGUGGGGGCUAUUGCUGCAGGAAACUGUGUGCUUCUCAAGCCAUCAGAGAUAAGUCCGAAUACAGAGAGGCUCCUCGUAGACGUUCUCCCGCGAUAUCUGGAUAAGGACUGCUACGCCGUGUUUUGCGGUGGGGCGGAAGAAACGUCUCAGCUCUUGGAAAACAAGUUCGAUUAUAUCUUCUUCACAGGAAAUCCGCACGUUGGCAGAAUAAUAAUGACAGCUGCAGCAAAGCAUCUGACCCCGGUAACUUUGGAGCUGGGUGGGAAGAACCCGUGUUACGUGGAUGAUGAUUGUGACGUACAGAAUGCAGCCAAGCGCAUCGCAUGGACAAAGUUUUUUAAUGCAGGUCAGACAUGUCUUGCUCCAGAUUACGUCCUCUGCAGCGAGAGGACGCGAGACAAGCUUCUGAGUGCUAUGCAGAGUACAAUCCAGGCCUUCUAUGGAGAGGACCCCAAACUGUCCCCAGACCUGGCCAGGAUCAUCACUGACAGGCAUUUCCACAGAGUGUCUGGCUUUCUUGGCUCGGGAAGAAUUGUGACAGGAGGGCAGACUGAUGAAACAGAAAGAUAUAUCGCUCCCACACUCCUCGUUGAUGUCAAAGAGUCCGAUCCAAUCAUGCAGGAGGAGAUCUUUGGGCCGAUUCUUCCAUUCCUCACCGUAGAAGGCAUAGAAGAUGCGAUCAGAUUCAUUAAUCUGCGAGAAAAACCUCUGGCCGCGUACGUGUACUCCUGUAAUGCGCAGGUUGUUGAUCAGUUUCUGACCAGAACACAAAGCGGAGGAUUCUGUGCCAAUGACGGUUUGAUGCAUUCGACGCUCACAGCGCUUCCGUUUGGAGGAGUGGGAAACAGUGGAAUGGGGAAAUACCACGGCAAAUUCAGCUUUGACACAUUCUCCCACGAUCGCGCAUGCCACCUGCGCAGUGCUGGCCUCGAGAAACUAAACGAAGUGCGAUACCCACCGUACAACCUGAGUCGUCUGAGCAUCCUCCGGUACUCUACGGAGGUGAAGCGUAAGGGAGGCUGUUCUCUCCAGUGACCCAGCGGCACAGGCCUCUCUCCGCACGGCCGACCUCGUGCUCCUCCACUCUGCAGAUUAUGCUUCGCUUGGAAACUCAAAUAAAUAUUUUUCCAUAUCAAUGUA